AUGUUGAAAGGCUGAGUCCCAUUACGCGAUUACGAUUUCUUUGGGCGGGGCAGCAUGAGGCCUGGCCCGACAUUUAAGCUCGUCCUCCUUGGAGAUGGGCGCGUCGGGAAAACGUCUAUGGUGUUACGUUAUGUUAACAAUAUUUUCUCGGACAAACAGACCGCAACAAUUCAAGCCUCAUACCUAACAAAACGAGUUAAUGUUGAUGGCCUCACCGUCACCCUUGCCAUCUGGGACACUGCAGGUCAGGAACGCUUCCAUGCACUCGGGCCGAUCUAUUACAGGGACGCAGAUGCCGCCGUGUUAGUUUAUGACCUUAUGGACAAGGACAGUUUUGCUCGGGUUAAAAGUUGGGUGAAGGAGCUGCGCAAGAUGGCAAAUAAGAAUAUAGUUCUGACUAUUGCUGGCAAUAAGUGUGAUAUGGAUCGACAUCGAACAGUUGACCUUCAAGAUUCCGAAAGAUAUGCAGAGUCAAUCGGAGCCCAUCAUUUUUUGACAUCAGCAAAGUCAAAUACUGGGAUUGAAGAGGCCUUCUUAGACGUUGCAAAACGUGUGCUGGAGGUAAGAAAAGGUGAAAGCCCGGAAGGGAUGUCAUCAGUAGCUCAUCGGAAGAGCCUGAUCGUCGUCGAUGAUCAACCACAGGCGCCCCCUCCUUCGAAGUGUUGUUCUUGAAAAUAUAGUACCUGUGAAUAUGUACAGUUAUUUGUUUACCGAUAGCCCUUCAGGUUUUCUCACUUCUCUAUAUUCAAGCAAAACCUACCGAGGUAACUGAGGACUAUUUCUGCUGCUACUGGAGGCAGUAUCCUCGAAGAAGAGUGUCGAGGAAGAUUUGAACACCCAACGUAUCACUGAUGCUUUUUUGUCAGUGAGAGUUCAUUGGUCUAUCACUUUUGUAGGCAUAGGUACACUCUUAGAUCUUCUGCACACGCAAUUCCAUGUAAAAGAUGCAGUCAAAAAUCCCGACUGUGAUCCUUUCUUGCCCUCUAAUUAAUGGUCGAGUUCUCUAAACCUUCGUAGGUUUAGGCUGAGAUUUACGACUAGUUGCUGGUUCCCGUCAGUCCUAGUGUUUUAGAGUUGUAGACUGCGGUGGUGACUUCAAUAUGACGAGCUUUACUGUAAUUUACCGAGGCUCAUCGACGGUUGCCUGAAAUCCUUGUGAAUGUGCUGCAUUCGACAUGAAAGAGGAGCCCCAAAAAAAGGCGAAAUAAUACCAAAAAGUCACCCUUUAACAUCGGGGUGCAGCGGUUUACCUUUUUUGUAGGAACUUCAAUUUCUUCACUGUAAUCAUUAUUUUAUGC
Molecule: messenger RNA, 1298 nt
Organism: Marchantia polymorpha subsp. ruderalis
Lineage: Eukaryota; Viridiplantae; Streptophyta; Marchantiopsida; Marchantiales; Marchantiaceae
Source: the annotation of a GenBank genome assembly